CAAGACAUAUAGUCUCAACGUGUUGUUUUGCAUCCAUCACCCUCUCAGGUCUGAGACCUUCGUGCAUAUUAUAACAUACCAAGAUGAGCUCGACCAUCCUUGAUUCUGCAUGCGCAGGGGCCCCGGCUUGCUACGAGGCGAGCUUUCGGGCCAUCGACGAGGAGGAGGACGCGUGGCUGCCCAAUCCCUACCAGGAGCAGGCCGACGCACAGGUCGCUGCGGGGGCGUGGCCAGGGAUGCCGAUGUUGUAUGGUGUGCCCUCGCACCCUUACGGCGUUCAGGAUGGCGCCCAGUGCUUCAUGGUGGUUCCGAUCGAGGCCGCCGCGGCGGAGCAGCAAGCUAGCAGCGGGUGGAGCAUCGACCCGAACGUCGCGUUCGGCGUCGCGGACUGCUGGGCCCCCGAGCAGGCGUGGGGCUACUGCUGCCCUGCCGGCGACGAGGGCAGCAAGGGCCUCCGCAGCGGCAGCGCGGCCGACAGCACCGACGAGGGCGAGGACGCCUACGACUCGCAGGGGGAGAGCGAGAAGUCCGCCGCGGAGGAGGCCGGGGAGGCCGGCAGGGAGAGCGAGGACGGGGAGAGCGGCAAGGGCGCCCACAAGCUCAGCCACAGCAACGUCCCCAAGAACACGGACAUGGCCAGGUUUGCAGGGGAGACGGGGGAGGACGGCGUGACCACGCUGAUGGUCCGCAACAUACCCAACGUGUACACGCGGAGCAUGCUCAUCGAGGAGCUGGACGGCCUGGGCUUCGAAGGAGACUACGACUUCAUCUACCUGCCGAUCGACAAGAGCACCCAGUGGAACGUUGGGUAUGCGUUUGUAAAUUUCAAGACGCCAGAGGCGGCCAGGCGGUGCGUGACGGACGUGGCGGACUACACGUUUGACCGCUUCGAGCACGGCUCCCGGAAGGUGGCCCAGAUCUCGGUGGCCCACAUCCAGGGCCUCGAGAAGAACCUGGAGUACUACAGCAAGACGGCGGUGCAGUGCGCGCGGGUGAACUCGCACCGCCCGCACUUCGUGUCCGACCGGCGCAAGGAGGGCCCGGAGGCAGCCGCGGCGGGGCCGCGGCGGGGAGGGCAGCAGGCGCGGGGCGGGGGCGCAGCAGCAGGAGCAGGGCUCGUGGCACCGCGGCAGGCGGCACUGAGCAGGGCUGCGCCCGCUGGGCUCCCCCGCGCGACCUCGGGCCCGCGGCGCGAGGCGCGGGGCGCUGCGCCGUCGGAGGGCCUGGAGCACGGCUCCUCGGGCGACCGCCGCCGGUGCCGCGCCUCGCUGUCCAGAUGCGUACUGGCCUCGCGCAUCGGGGCACGCUUGUUAUGUUAUAUGAUCGUAGUAGUAUCACCCCGGCGCGCCCUGGAACGCGGCAGGCUUCUGACUGUAGGAGGUGUGCCUACGGGAAGGUCGCAGCACGUAUGUUACCACGCACGUUCGGUCUCAGACGAGGCGAUGUGCACCACGAGUAUCAGUGGUGGUUGCGGUGGUGAAGGGGCAAUGGUCAGCAAUGGUCGCAUGAUUGUCGUACACAUCGCCAACAGAUGGUUGGGACCCUACCUGGGAGCUCUGAGUCUGGGCACUGUUAGUAUCGGCGUUGGCCUGCUGCUGCUGCUCUGUCUUGGUGUUCCCAUGGGGUCUUUUUUUGUUUUAUUCCGCCAUUGCGGUGCUGCCUCGAUGCGGCACAGAUGAGUGGUCUUUCCUGGGUACCUGCCUGGGAGCUCUGAGCCUGGGCACCGAAGUUGCGGCGUUGGCCGACUUGUGUGAUCUUCCCCUCUGGCUCUCAGCAGGUCCUGCUUUUUUCGUUCGCUGCUGCUGUGCCGCCUCGGUACACCGAGCGGUCUGUCUCACGAGUAGCUUGUUUUCCAGAGAGGCUCCCCCUGGGGGGCGACCGGAGCGAUCCCCUGGCCCAGACCUGUCGGUGCAGGUCUGUUCCUUGGGGAAAAAAAAACACUGCCCAG
Messenger RNA from Prorocentrum cordatum, 1948 nucleotides. Lineage: Eukaryota; Dinophyceae; Prorocentrales; Prorocentraceae. The record is from the annotation of a GenBank genome assembly.